This is a messenger RNA of Homarus americanus (American lobster), 3989 nucleotides long. It is a transcript of the gene S1P, whose product is annotated as membrane-bound transcription factor site-1 protease-like. The record is from RefSeq and is a predicted model, not a curated record. Gene Ontology annotation, biological process: proteolysis. NCBI's taxonomy places the organism in Eukaryota, Metazoa, Arthropoda, Malacostraca, Decapoda, Nephropidae. The coding region runs from base 202 to 3711 and encodes 1169 amino acids. The transcript is spliced from 13 exons. Gene Ontology annotation, cellular component: Golgi apparatus. Gene Ontology annotation, molecular function: serine-type endopeptidase activity.
UGUGGCCAGAACAACUUUAUAUAACGUGUUCAGUGUCCUGGCACACGUGAAGGUCAUCCAGUAGCAUUUAAUGAACAGGUAGAGGCGUGAGUUAGUGGUGUAAAGAUGCGGGUGUCGAGGUAAUUCCCAUCAUAAUAUCAUCAUGGGUCUCGGGAGAUAGGUGAAGAAUGUAAAUUUGGCUACCUGAACCCUAUACACAAGAUGAAACCCAACUUUCGAUGGAAGGAGGGCGGAGCCAGGAGACCAACCUUACCUAACAGCAGAUCAACAAGUUCACAACGGGAAAAUAUUGUACAAACUAAUAUAACAAAAAGAAUAACUACAGUAUAUCCUCCACGUAAUGACUUGUCGGGUAUAAUAGCUCCUACGCCUCGAGAAUGUUCGGAACCUGAAGAAGGGAGUAGUUUGUGCUCAUGUAGUUCAAAAUCACUGACUUGUAGAACUAGAAGGGGGAGCUGCAGGUGGACUCGGAGGUGGAGGGGGAAGUGGAGGUGUGACUGGAGGAUCGGUCUCGGUGUGGUGUUGGUGUUGUGUGCGUUGAGUCGGGCAACCCACGGAGCUCUCGACACAACCUACUCGAGUAACGGUGAUGAUUCUGACGGCGAGGAGAAUAUAAUGUUCGCGGCGAGGAGACUUAGUAGCGUAACGGAGGCUAGUUAUAUAAACGACGUGGAUCAGGAGGGUGCGUCGAGCGGUGACGAGGAACGGUUGCCAAACAGACCGACAGAGGGGCCGUGCGGUGAGACUCACGGCCAACAAGUGAAGAUACAAUACUCGUCCAGCAUUGUGGAAAAUGAAUACAUCGUAGCUUUUAAGGGAUACUACAGACAGGAAGCACGAGAACGCUUCAUCCAGGCCGCAUUAAAUGAAUCGAACGUUGUACGGUGGCAGGUGCUGCCACGAGACAACCCUGCCAGCGACUACCCCAGUGACUUUGAUGUCGUCCAGAUUCAAGAACUGCGUAAAAACGGUGGGUUGGAUGCCCUCAAAGAUCACCCGGCGGUGAAGAGGGUGACAGCACAACGCAUGGUCAUCCGACACCUUCACUUCGUCAAUGACACGGACGAGGAGGCCAAUUCGGACAUGUGGGAUGACAUCCUCUUUGCAAAUGUCUCGGAUUCAGAAGAAAAAAUAGUCAUAUAUAACAUAACAGGAACAGACACCAGAACGGUCUUAAACGAUGGAUCUGAACUAGACAGUGAAGCAGUGGGGAGCGACACUGACGAGAUAGAGACGGAUGUGGACUAUGAGAGUUAUCUGUCGGAGAUAAAUUCCAACAAGAUCGAGGUGAACCCAAAGAAGGACGCGCCGUGUAGUGGGAGCGACUGUGCCCAGGCGGAGGAGAACGGCUCCUGGCCCGCCUCGAGACCUCUAAGACGCUCCUCUCUAACUCUAGGAACAGCUUUUUGGCAGACAACCGGGAGGCACUCGAGCCGUCGCCUACUGCGCACUAUUCCAAGACAGAUCACAUCAACCUUACAAGCUGAUGUACUGUGGAGUAUGGGCAUCACAGGUGCUGGGGUGAGAGUGGCUGUAUUUGACACGGGUCUGUCCAAGUCUCACCCUCAUUUUAAGCGCAUCAAGGAGCGUACUAACUGGACCAACGAGAAGACUCUAGACGACGGGCUGGGUCACGGUACCUUCGUGGCAGGGGUGAUAGCCUCCAGCGGCAAGACUUGUCUCGGGUUUGCACCGGACGCGGAGUUACACAUUUAUCGUGUAUUUACCAACAAUCAGGUAUCAUACACGUCUUGGUUCCUCGACGCCUUCAACUACGCAAUACUGAAGAAAGUGGAUGUACUGAAUCUAAGCAUCGGAGGACCUGACUUUAUGGAUCAUCCGUUUGUUGACAAAGUUUGGGAGUUGACUGCCAACCGGGUGAUUAUGGUGUCGGCUAUUGGGAAUGACGGACCACUGUAUGGGACUCUCAACAACCCGGCUGACCAGAUGGACGUGAUUGGGGUCGGAGGCAUCAAUUUUGAGGACCAGAUUGCGCGUUUUUCAUCGAGGGGAAUGACAACUUGGGAACUACCUCAGGGGUACGGUCGUGUUAAGCCGGACAUUGUCACAUACGGCUCCCUGGUCCAAGGCUCCAGCAUGGAGGGCAAGUGUCGGCAGUUGUCCGGCACUUCAGUAGCAUCGCCGGUGGUGGCUGGAGCUGUGACCCUUCUUGCUAGUGGUGUUCUGCACCGAGGAGGCAUCAUCAACCCCGCCAGCAUGAAGCAAGCGCUGAUGGCCUCAGCUAGAAGACUGCCGGGAGUCAACAUGUUUGAGCAGGGACAUGGCAAGCUUGACUUGGUGAAAGCAUAUCAAGUUCUCUCUAAAUACAAGCCUCAAGCUUCCUUAAGUCCCAGCUACAUAGAUCUUACUGAAUGUCAGUACAUGUGGCCGUACUGCACACAACCUCUUUACUACGGUGCUAUGCCCAUCAUCGUCAAUGUCACAAUUCUCAACGGCAUGGGUGUGUCGGGACGCAUUGUUGAGAAGCCAAUAUGGCACCCAUACACACCUCAGUAUGGUCACCAUCUUGAUAUUGCUUUUACAUACUCUGAGGUGUUAUGGCCGUGGUCGGGUCACCUGGCAGUGUGGAUCACUGUAGCAGAGAGCGGCAAGGAAUGGGAAGGUCUCGCUAGAGGCCAUAUUUCCGUCACCAUUGAAUCUCCUCCAGAAGAAGGGGAGACACAGCCGAGAACCUCGCACGUCAAACUCCCCGUCAAGGCCAAAAUGAUACCGACUCCACCGCGACACAAGCGCGUUCUAUGGGACCAGUUUCACAACCUGCGUUAUCCUCCGGGCUACUUCCCCAGGGACAAUUUACGAAUGACCAACGAUCCUCUCGAUUGGAAUGCCGACCACAUCCACACUAAUUUUAAGGACAUGUACCAACACCUGCGUAAUAGUGGUUAUUACAUCGAGGUCCUGGGGUCUCCUUUUACUUGUUUUGACGCCAGCAAGUACGGCACCUUGAUGGUGGUAGACCCCGAGGAAGAGUAUUUCCCCGAAGAGGUGACCAAACUACGGCAUGAUGUUGAGAAGGGAUUGUCUCUUAUAGUUUUUGCUGACUGGUACAAUGUCAGUGUGAUGAAGAAGGUCAAGUUUUACGAUGAGAACACCAAACAACUGUGGAUGCCAGUCACGGGUGGCAGUAACAUCCCGGCACUCAACUAUCUACUGGCCUCGUGGGGUGUGGCACUGAGCGAUGGCGUGUUUGAGGGCGACUUUACACUCGGUGACCACGACAUGUACUACGCUACAGGCACCUCGCUGGCCCAGUUUCCCCGCGAGGGUACUGUUGUCCGCAAGACUCUCAACGACCACGCUAAGGAGAUGCUGGAGGCUGAGAGUGAGAGUGUGCCGGAUGUACCGAUCUUAGGACUACUGCAGACCAAGAGCACCGAUGACCUGGGUGAUAACAGCCUUCACCACAGCGGCCGCCUGGUGGUGUACGGGGACUCCAACUGUCUGGACAACAGCCACCUUCAGAAGGAUUGUUUCUGGAUGCUCGACGCCCUACUCGAGUUCACCACCACGGGACACCUGGCGGGAGUCUUUACCUCCAGCGCCGGGAUGCCCGUUCCUCCGACGACAGAUUUACCCACAAAGAUGGAGAACAGUAACUUACACAAACACUCGAAGGUAUUACUUGCACGAGACCUUAGCAAAACAGAAGCACUGCUCGCAUCGUUCAUAGCCUUAUGCGAUACGAAAUGAGAAUGAUAUUUGGGCUUCCUAAGCCAUGAGGUCUGAGUUGUAGUCUGGGAAGAGAAGAUAUUAAUGUGUUUGUUACAGAGUUAGUCAUAUAGCCUGUCCUACUAAGGGGAGGAGCUUUUGGUUUUAUAUAUGGAGACAGUUAAAUAUAAAUGAACUUACAUUAUAUGGAUAAGUGGUUUGGUCUAUCCUUCAAUCAUGAUUCCCACUACAAACAUUAUUUAACCUACCUCACUAUAAUUAACCCCCAGGAUAUUGAGAUAAACCAGUGAAAUUGUUAA